UUUGUGGAAAGGUUGUUGCCUUCUUGUUGAAUAUGGCUUUUUUAUCUGCUUGGUGAUGGAGAGAUUUUACUAUGAUCUAAAACAGCCUUAUUUCACUAACAAUUUAACACAAAAUCAAGCAUGGUGGAAACAAAAACUGGUGAAGUUCAGGCAGAUACUAACCCUGAUUAUGAUCGCCAAAGUGAAGUGAAGGCUUUUGAUGAUACAAAAGCCGGUGUCAAAGGACUAGUAGAUUCUGGGGUGACAAAAAUUCCUCGUAUAUUCGUUGAUCAGAACCUUGUCCUCGAGAAGAACUCCAGUUGUGUUAAUUAUCAGUUCAGUAUCCCAAUCAUAGACCUCCAAGGUAUCACUGAAAACUCAACUAUGCGUGCUGAGGUAAUCGAGCAAGUUCAAAUUGCUUGUGAGAAGUGGGGUUUCUUUCAGGUGGUUAACCAUGAAAUUCCUCGAAGUGUUUUGGAUGAGAUGAUAGGUGGCAUACGUAGGUUUCAUGAACAAGACACUGAGGUGAAGAAAGAGUUCUAUACGCGCGAUACAAGUCGCAGAAAGGUGUUGUAUCUAAGCAACUUUGAUUUGUAUAAAUCAAAGGCUGCUAAUUGGAGGGACACUUUAGGCUGUCUGAUGACUCCUGAUCUACCUGACCCUGCAGAAUUGCCUGAAGUGUGCAGAGACAAAGUGAUGGAUUACUCCAACCGAGUAGUAACAUUCGGUUUUACACUGUUUGAACUGCUGUCUGAGGCUCUUGGGCUUAAUCCCAGCUACCUUAAAGAUAUGGAUUGUACUGAUGGACUCCUCCUCAUGGGGCAUUAUUAUCCUAAAUGCCCCGAACCAGAAUUAACAAUGGGAACUACCAAUCACAGAGAUAGUAGCAUCAUUACCAUACUCCUGCAAGAUCAAAUGGGCGGCCUACAAGUUCUUCAUGAGAAUCAGUGGGUUGAUGUUCCUUGCAUACCUGGAGCUUUGAUAGUAAAUAUUGGAGAUCUUCUGCAGAUUCUUUCCAACGACAAGUUUAAAAGCGUUAAUCACAGGGUCUUGGCGAAAGACGUAGGCCCUAGAAUAUCAGUGGCAUGUUUUCUGAGUAUGCAAGCUAAUUCAGGAAACGCAUCAAGACUUUGUGGACCAAUCAAGGAAUUGUUAUCAGAAGAAAACCCCCCAAUCUACAGAGAAAUCUUAGUUCAGGACUACUUGUCCCUCUACUACUCAAAAGGGCUUGAUGGUACCCCUUCACUAUCACAUUUCAAGCUGUGAAACCAAUCUACAGAAUACAAUUAGGGGUAACUUGUCGCUUGCAGAAUAAAGUAUGGUUUCUUACUUCUUUGGACCUUAAUUUAAUUAUGGACUCAUAUUCAUCAAAAAAAUUUGUACCUUCACUGUGCUUUAUCAGUGACAUGGUGAUCAAGUCAUGCAUAUGUAUGUUGUGGACUGGUACUCAUGCUGAAUCUAAAGUCUAGACAUUUUACUUUAACUUUGGAAGCUGAAGAUGGAAAAUGAACUGACAAAACACAUAGAAAUGGCCAGGUUAGUAAUUAUGUAAAUCACUGGCGUU
Messenger RNA from Theobroma umbraticum, 1543 nucleotides. RefSeq names its product deacetoxyvindoline 4-hydroxylase-like. Lineage: Eukaryota; Viridiplantae; Streptophyta; Magnoliopsida; Malvales; Malvaceae. The record is from RefSeq and is a predicted model, not a curated record.